Carassius gibelio (silver crucian carp) is the source of this 955-nucleotide messenger RNA. Its product is annotated as peripherin-2-like. The transcript is spliced from 3 exons. Gene Ontology annotation, cellular component: membrane. Lineage: Eukaryota; Metazoa; Chordata; Actinopteri; Cypriniformes; Cyprinidae. The record is from RefSeq and is a predicted model, not a curated record. The coding region runs from base 4 to 750 and encodes 248 amino acids. Gene Ontology annotation, biological process: visual perception.
GUAAUGGACAACACAGACAUCCACUGUGUGCCCAACACCUUGAUGAUUGUGGGUCUUGCUUCAAUGGUCAUCAAUUACUUUGCCAGUCGAAUCUGCCAAGAUGCCCUAGAUCCUGGGUGUUUCCCACGAUGGAAGACCUUCCUGAAGCCCUAUUUUGUAUGCUCAGUAUUCUUCACCACCCUUAUGCUGAUUUCAGUCAUCUUGAGUUACGCCAUGAAGGGCAGCCUGGAGACCUCCCUGAAAAUCAGCUUGGAGAAUGGCAUCCGCUUCUACGAGGACACCGACACUCCAGGCUGCUGCUUCCAGAAGCAGACCAUUGAUCACCUUCAGAUGGAGUUCCAAUGCAGUGGUAAUAACGACUACAAGGAUUGGUUUGAGGUGCAGUGGAUCAGCAACCGUAACCUGGAUUUCAGAUCAAAGGAAGUUAAGGACCGCAUUAAGAGCAAUGUGGAUGGCCGUUACUUGGUUGAUGGUGUGCCCUUUAGUUGCUGUAACCCUAGUUCUCCCAGACCCUGUAUCCAGUACAAAAUCACCAACAACAACUACGACCACCAGACCGAAGAACUCAACAUCUUCAUUCAUGGUUGCAGAGAAGCCCUGGUAAACUAUUACAUGGGGCUGAUGAACACCUUUGGAGCUGUAGUUCUGUCUGUCUUCCUGCUUCAGGUACUCCAUACUGCACUUGUGAUCGAUAUGAUACAUCUUCAUUCACUGCUACGAACUGAUGGCGGUCAUAUAAGUACGAUUUAAACCAUGCUAAUGCACUUCCACUGAUGCCAACAAAGUGUUCAAGUCUAUGCAAAAGAAUGCUGUGGUCAAUUGUGUCAAACGCAGCACUAAGAUCCAAUAAAACUAAUAGAGAGAUACACCCACGAUCAGAUUAUAAGAGCAGAUCAUUUGUAACUCUAAGGAGAGCAGUCUCAGUACUAUGAUAUGGUCUAAAUCCUGACUGGAA